AUGCUCGACCUUGACCGCAAUCAUGUCAGUUAUUCGGAUACGACUACUGAGACCAAUUCGGACUCCCCAGCCAUCUCCAUUUCGUCCAACAGUGCAGGACGAAGUGUUACGGCUGCCGGGCCUGCAAAUGCCCCCGGCCCUGCGUCGAGAGCUACUAAUCACCCCGGUGCCACAGCCAAUGCCUACACCACCGUCUCUCUCCCUCAUGCCGAGCCUGCUGACGCCGCUAAUCCUUCCCCUGACACGCGACCUUUCUUCCUCCUAGAGGAUUUGGGGUAUCCUAGCAGCAGUGUGUACGAACCCGUCCCUCAACAGCACCUAGCGGCUGCCUCCACUGAUGCCACUAGCUAUACCCUAGGCGUUCCAAGCUUUGGCUCACAGCCCUGGAUCGCUCCUUCUGGCCCUUUUCUCGAUUUCGCGCCCCAGCCAGUAUAUGAGCCUACGGGUGAGUUACUGCGCGAACAGAUUCACCACUUUGACGAGUUCGACGUCCCUUGCCUUUCGAGACAUCCAGCUGCCGUCACUGCCACGCCGAAGAGUCCGCCGCCACCACCCGGAAGUACCUCGGCCAACGCGGCCACCACCGCAAAUGGUACUGCUGCGGUUCCAGCCUUUGUACCGCCCUUGCUCCCUCGCUCCGCCUUAAAACGAAAAGCGAGCUCGACGGCUUCGACGCCAACCGAUACCCCCGUUGACAAGAAAGUCCGAGUGCUAUCCAGACCUGGUCCCGACGCUGCCGUUGCAACGAACCGUUCUGUGACGUUUGAGCGGAUGUCAGGCGUCGCUCCCACGUCGCCUGAUGAAGGAUCUAUCACUUCGGAGCUCCCAGCUGGCUCCCGAGCGGCGCUCGGUGCAGCUGCUGGCAACAGGAGGACUCGCCAGUCUUCCGGCUCGACCCCGCGGCCACCUGUACUUCCAUCUACCUCGUCGCAAGGUUCGACCCGUGGGAGAGGAACGCGCGUAUCGUCAGGGCAUCCGCCGUCCAUCCUCCCUCCUGAGAAGGUCUUUCCCAUCCAGAUCGGGUCGGAUUUAUUCCGCUUGUCAGGCGCCUCAAUAUCGUCGGAUGCCCCUUCGUACUUUACCCAGUUCUUCGAGGAACAAAUCCGACAAAAUGAGGAGUCGGGUGGUGUCAGGACGCUAUACAUCGACCGAGAUCCAGCCACCUUUCGAGACGUGGCCAGGCAUUUACAAGGUUACUAUGUCAAACCUGUCGACGGAAGCCAUUUCGUGAAACUCUUCGCAGAUGCUCAAUUCUACAGCUUACCCCGUCUAAUCGACCAGCUGUUCGAAUCAGAAAUCUUCAUUCAGAUUGGCGAGCGCCAUUUUCAAAUCCCGAAAGACAUCUUCUCCGAGCCCGGAAACUCACCCAACUUCUUCUCACUAGGGUUUGCAGUCUUCUUCUCGACACCUGGUGAGGUCUUUCCAGGCCUUGACCGCCGGGGACUUCUCCGUCCACCGUCUAUAACUCCGCCUUAUGUCCCUGGACGGUCGGCCGACAUCUUUGCAGAGUUACUACAUCUACUACGAGGCUACCCUCUCUAUAUCCGAAACGAAUCGCACCGAUCUGAGCUACUACGAGACUGCCGCUAUUUCCAUCUGCGAGGCUUGGAGCAGAAGAUUAUUGCGCACGAGAUCAGCUACAAUCUGGAGCGGCAGAAACACGAGAUUUGUCUCCGGCUGGAAGACGUCAAACCUUCGGGCGUCUCUUUCACCCGCGACGAUUCACUCGGCGAGAAGCCGACCACUGGGGGGUGGGUUUACUACGCGAGGCCGUUUGUAGAUGACACCUCGUACGAAAUGGUGGUGGAGAUAGGGGCGGAGAGUACUGUGCUGGAUUUGACUGACAUGAGGGCCGAUCUCCACGGACUAGCCAAAGCUCGAGUGUCCUCUCUGUUCCAGGUUGUGGCGAACAAGAUGAAUCUGCCGACGAAUGCACCACUGGGACUGAUGAUGCUGUCGGGGGGCAGGUCUUCGCAGUCAGCCAGUCCUGGACACACGCCUUUAAGCGAGGACCGGGUGAAGGUUCGCUUUGAACCUGCAACCGACAUCACACUGGACGGAGAGGGCUUGGAGAUUGACUGGGACAGUCCGGUGGGGCAAGUCAUGCAGCACGGGCCUUCAACAGUGGCCAGCGAAUCCGAGUCUGAAUCCGACGUGAUGAGCGAAGGACCAACGGUCAAACCUGGCCCCUCCACGGCUGGCGGUCAACAGCGGCGACCCCAAACUCGACAGAUCCCGGGAGGAGCACCCUCGCAUACAGGUGUAGCACGUGGUUCUCUCCCUGUGGCUCCGAUCCAGACGACCAGACUUUCUGCGCCAUCUACGAAGAAGAGGAAACGGCAGAACAGUCAAGAGGAGCUUGGGGAGUGGACCAUCCGCACCGGCCAAUGGCGAUUGCGAGUGCAACCUAAUUCCCAGGAUACGAUACGGGGAGGAUUUGAGAUUGUCUUUAUUGGAGUCAAGAUCGACGCGUACUCGAGUGAAAGAGCCAGGAACGCGAGAAGGAGCUUUCUCAGUUGA
Cladophialophora yegresii CBS 114405 is the source of this 2520-nucleotide messenger RNA. RefSeq lists its product as uncharacterized. The transcript is spliced from 4 exons. The coding region runs from base 1 to 2520 and encodes 839 amino acids. The record is from RefSeq and is a predicted model, not a curated record. Lineage: Eukaryota; Fungi; Ascomycota; Eurotiomycetes; Chaetothyriales; Herpotrichiellaceae.